GUUGGAAUUAACCUGUAAAUAAAAACAUCUCAUAUUUGAAAGUAAUAAAAUUACAUUUUAUUAUAUUUCUCAUUCUCUGCUCAUAUUGUUCUGGAUUUAACAUGUAAUUUGAUCUUACUAAUUGGAAUAUGGGAAAAAUGCAGAAAUAAUAAAACAUCACUCUGGAAUGCACAACAAUUUUUGGAAAAAAGGUUUUUUCGACAAUUGAUUUUUUUACACUAAGCACUCAAAUCAUGGAUAAUGCACAAAAUCUGCCGAACAAUCCUCCAAAAAGCGUGGAUGAUUGCAACCAGGUACAGGAACUAGCAUCAUGGAAAGCGCUUGCUAUAAGUUUAUCAUUUGAAAACCGAAUGCUCCAUAGACAUUUAAAAGACAUCUAUACAGACUUAAUUGAUAUGCAUGAUAAAUUCAACAUGGUUUUUGAAUCGAACAAUGUUUAUUAUUCACCAACUGGUAAAAGUACUCAUGAACCUAUGACUUAUGAAAUAUUUAGAAAACAUGCAUAUAAAGAUGUAACAGAAAUCGAUGAUAUUCAUGAACCUAGAACAGAAGAUCUUUCAUCUUCAUUGAAAAAUGAAGUUGAUACUUUGAUUGAUACUAAACAGAAGAAGCAUAAUAUGGUCAACCAAGCUGAAAAUAAUGAUAAGGAAAAAAGUGAUGAUAUAGAAAAAUCUGAAGAUGAAAUUUAUGAACUUAAGAAUAAGAAUGAAAUAAGAAAUAGAAGAAAGGAUAUACUGAAAGAGCUUUAUGGUUCUAAUAGUGCUCAGAUAGCUGGCAUUGAAACAGCAUUACAGUUAAAUUUUGAACGUGUUAAUAGUCAAUUGAAGCCAAGUUUGUGGCCCGAACUACAACUGAAUUUAGGCAAAUCAACAGUUUCAAAAAUUCGAACUGAAGAAUAAAGUUAUUAUCAACUCAUUAUAAUAUUGGUCAUUAAUAAUUUUGAUUAUAAGUUGGAAUCGAAGCAAAUGGAAAAAUGAUCUAUGAUUUUAGAGAUGUUGAAAUGAUAUAUUGUUUAGUUUUACUCUGGUAAUUUUCAAGUUUAAUUUUUCUAAAUCAAUUAGAAUAUUUAUAAUUACCACUUGAAUAUUUUGUUUAUUUUGGUUUAGAAUUUUUUGAUAUAUGUUGGUUAUAUUAAUCCACAAAAUGUAUUCAAAAUCUUUUUCAAAUAAUAAAAAGUAAAAUGUUAAAUAUG
Messenger RNA from Harmonia axyridis, 1192 nucleotides. RefSeq lists its product as uncharacterized. The record is from RefSeq and is a predicted model, not a curated record. Gene Ontology annotation, cellular component: SMN complex. The coding region runs from base 234 to 899 and encodes 221 amino acids. Lineage: Eukaryota; Metazoa; Arthropoda; Insecta; Coleoptera; Coccinellidae. Gene Ontology annotation, biological process: spliceosomal snRNP assembly. The transcript has a single exon.